UCUGAUGAUUGAGUAGAUUGGUCGAGGCUUUGCCAUUAUCUCCUAUUACUGAGGAGUUAUAUGCAGUCGCUUGCUUUCCGCACAAGACAGUCCUACAACAACUUCCUUUGCCCGCUGCCCGCUGCCUGAAGCUUGAGCUUGACGCACCUGCGUCUCCGCAGUCAUGACGGCUGGUCUAAAAACAAUCAUCGCUCUCUCCUUCGUACUUGCGAUUGGAUUUCUCCUUGUUAUACUCUCUUCGGCUCUCUGGCACAACUUCCUGCCGCUGACUGUUGUUGCGACAUACGUUAUUGCGCCGCUCCCCAACUGGAUCUGCUCAAGAUGCGCGAACCCUGAUGACUUUAUGGACAGCUCUGGCAAUGCCGUUGCCGACUUUGGCCGGUUCUUGACCGGGUUCCUGGUACUCAUGGGUGUUGCGCUCCCAGCCGUCCUUGCGCACAGUGGUGCAAUUCAAGUGCCCGCCAUGAUCAUGUCCAUCCUCGGAGGUCUACUGAUUUAUGGAACAAUCAUCAGCUUUUCAAUGUUUUUCCGGGAACAAGAGGAAUUCUGAGCUGCUGAGAUUUGUUUGAUGACCGAGUGCAAGUUUCUGAUACCAGAUUAUGAGCCAUUAUCGGGUCAGGUGAUCCUCAUGCUUGUGUCAUAUCAUGGCCCUGCUCCGACUUGAAUUUCCAUGUCUCAAUGAAUAUUUGCUUUCUUCUACGUGCGCUAGGAGUUCUUGAUGUGGGCUUUACAUGAUGUUCUAUCUUGGAGCAUGUUGUUAUUCGGCGAUCCGAUGGCUUGAUUUAAUUUAGCUACUUUCCCGUUACAUAUAGAAAUUGCAAGAUGAUUUCUAUUGUCUGCUGC
This is a messenger RNA of Aspergillus nidulans FGSC A4, 843 nucleotides long. RefSeq names its product Vps55 family protein. Gene Ontology annotation, biological process: retrograde transport, endosome to Golgi; late endosome to vacuole transport via multivesicular body sorting pathway. Gene Ontology annotation, cellular component: cytosol; late endosome; membrane. The record is from RefSeq and is a predicted model, not a curated record. Bases 164 to 550 code for a protein of 128 amino acids. Lineage: Eukaryota; Fungi; Ascomycota; Eurotiomycetes; Eurotiales; Aspergillaceae. The transcript is spliced from 3 exons.